Messenger RNA from Adineta ricciae, 2265 nucleotides. Lineage: Eukaryota; Metazoa; Rotifera; Eurotatoria; Adinetida; Adinetidae. The record is from the annotation of a GenBank genome assembly.
AUGAAAAUGAAACAUAUUCUAUGGAUUUCAUUUUUAAUCGUUACUCAAAUUCAAAAUUCAGAUGGCGGAUGUCCACGAGCAACGUUUGAGUUUUCUAAUUACACUAAGAAAGCAACGUAUAACUUUAUCGACUCAUCUGUGGGAAAUAUUGGCUCAUUAGAAACAUGUCCAUAUACGGGUCGUCCAUAUGUUUACCUUCCAUGUUAUCCGAAUUCCUCGUGGGGUAAUGAACCAUAUUUUAGUGGUUGUUCGAAACCACUGGAUAAGACAGAGCAGAGCACACCAUCGAUGAUUCUCUCAUCAAUAUUACCGAUUGAUAAUCCAUAUUCAAGUAUGUCAGUUGAUGAAAUCUCAAAAUUAUCUAUGGAGAGUUCAAACGAUGUUUCGAAUGUAUUAUCAUAUUUAAAUCGAGAUACUAUAACAUUUCAAACAUCAGCCGAUGUCGCCUCGGUUGUCAACAUCAUCGAUCACGUGACAACAGCUGAACAAAAUACAACAGAUGAGGUCCAUUCGGUAGUUUAUUCGGUUGCGAAUAAAAUUUUGUCGUCAAAAUCGAUCGAACAAGCUCAAAAAACGAAUCGAAGUGUCGUGAAAUUGCUAUCCUCAUUAGAAACAUUCUCUCAAAAUAUGAAGUCGAAUCAAUUCGAUGCGACUUAUGUGCAAGAUAAUCUCGCUGUUUCGAUUGUCAACAUGCCAAAUAAUCGUACAAAGCCAAUCAUUGGUUUUGAAUUCGAUGCUCAAACCAAUCGAAUGUCACCGAUUGAUUCAGCUGAUACAAAACUGAAUUCUACCACGAUAAUUCUCGAUUCACAAACAGCGUCUCAACAGAAUCGUUUGGCAUUCUCGGUUUUCAAUCCACGAAAUAGUUUAUUCGAUGAUCAAACAUAUCAUGUCUUAACACGAGUGAUUUCGUUAACAAUUGACAAACCUGAAUUGAUCAAAUCUUCAACGAACUUCGUGAAGAUGAAUUUUCACAUUGAACGCGAUGAUCUAACAGCAAUCAACGGAAAUUUAACGUGUGCCUAUUGGCAUAUAUUUGAUAAUAACAUGACAGCACAAUGGUCAACAACUGGUUGUCGUUUAAUUGACAUUCAGAAUCAUAAUGUCAUGUGCGAAUGCAACCAUUUAACUCACUUUGCGGUUCUAUUAGAUAUUCAACAAACACCAGUAUCGAAAGAAGUUGAGCAAUUACUUUCGAUCAUCACAUUAGGCGGUUUACUCUUAUCAUCCGUUGGUUUAUGUUUAACUAUUUUAACAUUUGUUCUUUUUAAGAAACUGCGUCGUCAUUUUAGUCAAAAAUCUCUUCUUCUUUUAUCGAUCAAUCUUCUGCUAGUUAACAUCUUAUUCUCGGUAACAAUACUACGUCAAUUAGAAGAUCUCUUGUGCAUCAUCAUCGCCAGUUUGUUGCACUAUUUUGUGUUGUCAUCGUUCAGUUGGAUGUUUAUUUUGGCUUUGAUUCAAUAUCUUCUAUUUGUAAAAGUUUUUCCACGUUCGAUAUCAGCAUUCACAAGAAAAGCAGCAGUUUUCGCUCAAUUUGUUCCAGCGAUUCCUGUCAUUGUUGUGUUAUCGCUCGAUCCAUGGAAUUAUCAUAGACGAAAAGAUAAUGUCUGUUGGUUGUCGUAUAUGCCACUCUAUUUAUCGUUCAUUUUACCACCCGUUCGCUUCUCUGCGGCAAAACAGGCCAACAGUUACGCAGUACACAAUUGUUUCGUUGUUCUUGGUCUUACAUGGAUCUUUGGCUUUUUUGUUAUCGGUCCAGUUCGAUUACUGUUUCAAAUUCUCUUUUGUACAUUCGCGACAUUAACAGGCUUUCUUAUCUUUAUUCUUUAUAUUGUCACGUCAAAAGCAAAACGAACUUGUUGGAGUAACGCUUUGAAAUCAGCUGGUAUUCCAUCGAUCUAUUCUCCAACUUUAUCAUCAUCAUCUGCUUUAGCUGCUAAUAAAGAAUUUUCUACCUCAUCGACAACGGAUCAAACAAAAGUACCAUCACGUCUUCUUCAAUUCUCGUCUCAACCUCAGCACUUCAUCGAUGCUUACAUGCCAUCAUCACCGCCAGCACCCGCACCACCUUUACCGUUGCCACCACCGUUUCUAAUCGAAGGUGAUGAUCCAUUGAAUGCAACAACGCUAGCUAAUAGUUUCUACGAGCCCAAUCACAUUUGGAUACCACAAGCGAACUAUAAUCGAGAAAUCAAUCAGCCAACAACGUUAUUGGAUGAUUAUUCACUUUUCUAUGCCUCAAAUCACGAUGCUACAAAACUCUAA